Messenger RNA from Lactuca virosa, 1011 nucleotides. The record is from the annotation of a GenBank genome assembly. Lineage: Eukaryota; Viridiplantae; Streptophyta; Magnoliopsida; Asterales; Asteraceae.
AUGAUCCACAACAUAGCAUUCAAAGAAGAAAUUAAGAACAAGAUGGAGGGGAUAGUGCACAAGACGAUAAGUGUGAAUGGGCUCGACAUGCACAUAGCAGAGAAGGGUGAAGGUCCAUUAGUCUUGUUCGUCCAUGGCUUUCCUGAGCUUUGGUACUCCUGGCGUCACCAGAUUGUGUAUUUGGCUGAUCAUGGUUACCGAGCUGUGGCACCAGACCUUCGUGGCUAUGGCGACACAACAGGUGCACCAGUGAAUGACCCCACCAAGUUCACCAUCUAUCAUCUGGUAGGUGACUUGGUUGGGCUUAUUGAUGCGAUCACCAGUGAAGGUGAAAAGGUGUUUGUUGUUGGUCAUGAUUGGGGUGCCGUCGUUACUUGGCACUUGUGCAUGUUUAGGCCGGAUAAAGUCAAAGCUUUGGUGAACCUGAGCGUGCCCUUUCUUCCCUGGAACCCAAUGGGAGACAUGAUCAAGAUGAUGAUAGCCGCAUAUGGGGAGGAUCAUUACAUGGUCAGGUUUCAGGUACCUGGAGAAAUUGAAGCCGAGUUAGCUGUAAUGGAUACUAAAACUGUUGUGAAAAAGUUGUUGACAUUUCGAGAACCAGGACCAAUUUAUAUUCCUAAAGGUAAAGGAUUUAAGCAUUCCCCUAUCGAUGCCCCAGUUACCUUGCCACCUUGGUUGUCAGAAGAAGAUGUUGAAUACUUUGCUAGCAAACUCGAGAAGACGGGUUUUUCUGGUGGAGUUAAUUACUAUCGAGUCCUUCCUUUGAACUGGGAACUCAGUGCAUCAUGGAGUGGUGCCAAAGUGACAGUCCCCUCAAAAUUCAUCACCGGAGACCAAGACUUGGUGUAUCACAUGCCUGGGGUUAAGGACUAUAUACAUAAUGGUGGGUUUCAGAAGGAUGUUCCUUUGUUGGAGGAGGUGGUGGUGAUGGAAGGUGCAGCCCAUUUUAUCAACCAAGAGAAGCCUGAUGAGAUUAACAAACACAUAAUUGAGUUUUUGCAGAAAUUCUGA